AUGUCGGCCAAACAUAAAUCACAGAUCAUGGCAUUCUAUCUCGAUCCGAUCAACCGCAAGUUUGCUGACGCGGCCGCUGCAGGCCCGCCACUAUAUACAAAGACCUACAAAGAAGCUCGCGAGGUACUAGAAAGUAUCCAGGACUACAAAAUUGCUUCCGACAUCACAAGUGAACAGGUCCAAGUUCCUGUCAACGAUGAGAAUGUGGCAGCAGUCAUCUUCCGCCCAGCUGCGGCGCAGGGCACCCUCAACAUGAUAUUCUACACACAUGGAGGCGGAUGGAUCCUUGGAAGCCCAGCCACCCACGGCGCUUUAAUGGAAGACCUAGCACGCCAAACUGGUGCCGCGGUCGUGUUCCCUUACUACACUCCAGCUCCCGAAGCACAGUACCCUGUCCAAUUUGAGCAAGUAUACGGCGUGCUUGAGCACUUUGUAAAAAAUGGCGACAAGUACAACAUCAAAGCCAAUCGAAUUGGUCUCGCUGGCGAUAGUGUUGGUGGCCACAUGGCUAUCGCAAUGACACAGCUCGCCCAUAGCCGUGGUCUUGCUUCCAAAAUCAGCCAGAUUGUCCUCUUUUACCCCGUCACAGACACGAACAGCAAAUCCGAAACGUACAAUACCUUCAAAGAUGGCCCCUACUUGUCGGAGAAGACGAUGGACUGGAUGAUACCAGCUUUCCUACCCAACCAGGAAGAUCGAAAGCUCCCACUAACCUCACCUCUUCAAUUUGCACCAGAUGAAGUACUCUCCAAGUUCCCGCCAACAACCAUCUUCGUCUCUGGCGCGGAUCCGUUGAUUGGAGAGGGAGAGGCGUUCGGCCAUAGGCUACAGGAGUUAGGCGUCGAUGCGUCAGUCAUCAAGGCAGAUGGACAAGUCCAUGACUUUGUCAUGUUGGCUCCUGUGAGGGAGUCCCCUACUGCCAGAGCUGUGGUCGAGCUAGCCACUUUAAAGUUGCUAAAGGCAUUCUCUGACAAUUAA
Molecule: messenger RNA, 978 nt
Organism: Fusarium venenatum
Lineage: Eukaryota; Fungi; Ascomycota; Sordariomycetes; Hypocreales; Nectriaceae
Product: Alpha/Beta hydrolase protein
Molecular function (GO): lipase activity
Source: RefSeq, a predicted model, not a curated record